AUGGCAGCAGCAAAAACACCCCUCGAAGAUAUUGUGGAGAGUUUGGGGCCGAGACUAAGCUCUAAAGGUCAAACCUACCUCAUCUCUGAUACCAAAACCUUCUCUGAGACGUUCACUUCCUGGUCCGACUUCAACAAGAAGGUGCCUUCUGCAGUCAUCAAGAUCCACACAGUUCUCUGGUUAACCUCAAACUCAGUCCCUUUUGUUAUCAAAGCAGGUGGUCAUGGCAACUUCUGCACUAUCGGGAAGGAAGGAGUAAUUAUCGAUCUUUCCAACAUGAAGAGAGUCACCCUCCACGAAGACAGUGUUACUGUAGAAGCUGGUAUUCUGACGGAUGAGUUGAUCUCCACCCUAUACCCACAAGGACGUUGUGUUGUUUCCGGUGGCUGUGGAGGAGUCGGGGUAUCUGGCUCUUGUCUCGCAGGUGGUCUGGGACCCCUCAUAGGCCUACAUGGGCUCAUAAGCGAUAACAUUCUGAGUGCUCGGGUAAUCACUGCUGCUGGGGAGCUGAUCGAAGUCUCGAAGACGAAGAACCCGGACCUUUUCUGGGCGUUGAGAGGGGCGGGGAUGAGGUUUGGGUUUGUGGUUGAACUGACGUUUCGUACUUAUCCGUUGUCGACGUUGGGCAGUGACGAUGGAAGUAUUUGGGAGAUGACAUUGAUGUGGGGCGAGGAACAGCUCGAAGAUCUGGUCGAGGCUCUAAAUGGGCUAGGCUGGACAAAGGGGGAGGCGAUGGGAUAUUUUGGUUUUGUGCAUGUGAAGGAGAAGGAGAGUGAUAAAAUUUCACCAGUAUGCCUGGCGAUACUCCAUUAUUUCGGCCCAACUUCAGCCGCUGAAGAAUAUUUCAAACCUCUUCUUUCUCUGAGUCCAUUUCAUGCCCUCAGCCCCCCGCCCCAAGCACAACCGGUUCGCAUCCCCUAUAACCUCAUUAACGCCCUACAAGUCCCGAGCCAAAAGCACGGCGGGUUCAAGUCGCUGUUCGGAGUGGGUGUGCAAAGAUUAAGUGUCCCGGGUAUGCGUAAGAUCUGGGACAGGUAUACCCAGUUCGUAAGCACAAACCCCGACGCUUACCAGAGCGCAGUCCUCGUGGAGUUGUUCUCGGUGGAAAAGGUUCGGGAAGUCGGGAGAAAGGACGACACGGCGUUCCCGCAUAGGGAUGUCAACAUAUGGGCAUUGCCACAGCUAUGGUACAAUGAUCCCAGCACUGAGCCAGCUGCUACAAAGUUCGGGAACGAGGUCCGGAAAAUGUUACAAGAUGAGGACUUUGGUAGUGGUGGUAAAGUCAAGGCCUAUGUGAACUUUAAUAGAGGGGAUGAAAGUAUUAUCGACACAUACGGAAGUAAGGAAAGGGUAGCACGAUUGCAGGAACUGAAGAAAGAGUGGGACCCAAGGUCCCUCUUCGGAGAUUUGGUUCCGUCGUUGAAAUAG
This is a messenger RNA of Morchella importuna, 1428 nucleotides long. RefSeq lists its product as uncharacterized. The transcript is spliced from 5 exons. Gene Ontology annotation, molecular function: oxidoreductase activity; FAD binding. Lineage: Eukaryota; Fungi; Ascomycota; Pezizomycetes; Pezizales; Morchellaceae. The record is from RefSeq and is a predicted model, not a curated record. The coding region runs from base 1 to 1428 and encodes 475 amino acids.